AUCUGGUGUUUUCGUUUCUCCCCACAUACCACACCCGAUUUCGCCAAGAUGUCUAUUCAAGUAUUGAGUGUUUUUAUUUCAUUUUAUUUCUCCGCCUACGGAGUGCAUAUACACGGUCUUACAAGAAGAGAUGGUGAUCUGGGAUGUUUGUACGGGAACGUGUUUGAGCGCGUCGGGACAACGUUCGCCAGCAGAGACGGGUGUAACACGUGCACGUGUUCCUACACAGGCAUGUCGUGCACGACCAACAUCUGUUCAGGUUCAGGCGUACUGGGAAACUGCAACAUAAACGGAAUUGUACAACAGGCAGGAACAACAUGGCUGGCGGCAGAUGGCUGUAAUACAUGCACGUGCACUGGAGGCCAGGUGGCGUGCACACAGUUUACAUGUGGGGUCACGCAGGCACUACCGGUUAGCACGUGCACCACAUUGGGUAUCACUUAUCAAUCUGGUCAGACUUGGAAAGCAAGGGACAGAUGCAACACCUGCACGUGCAUCCGUGGACAAAUCACGUGCACACAGUUCGCCUGUACAACUACAACGCCACGCACGUGUUAUGUGAAGGGAGUGCAGAUGCAGUCGGGCCAAUCAUGGACUGCGCCUGACGGAUGUAACCGAUGCACGUGCAGAAACGGUUUCAGCUCGUGCAUGAACACAAACUGCAACACAAACCCGAACAACCCUAACAGCCACACUGGGGUGACGUGUUACGACAACAUCGCACACCUGUUUCACCCAGAAGGACACACCUGGACCAACAAAUGUGGGACAUGCAACUGCAACCUGGGCAUCACCACGUGCACCAACCCCAGCGUCAGUAACCACUGCCCUGGUUAUUACGGCACUGGAGGGACCGGAACUGGGACUGGGACAGGGACAGGGUCCGGAGGAGUUCUAGGAUCUUGCUAUGAUACCCAAACUAAAGUUUCAUACAGUGACGGCCAAUCAUUCAAGGCCCCGGAUGGAUGUAAUGACUGCGUAUGCCUGCGGGGAGUUAUUCUCUGUUCCAAAGGCAGCUGUGUUGUAGGCCGAUAGAGAAAAUGCAUCGUGAAAAUGUACAAUAAAUAGGAAUAAAAAGCCAA
Messenger RNA from Gigantopelta aegis, 1082 nucleotides. RefSeq names its product kielin/chordin-like protein. The record is from RefSeq and is a predicted model, not a curated record. The transcript has 8 exons. Bases 49 to 1035 code for a protein of 328 amino acids. Gene Ontology annotation, molecular function: protein binding. NCBI's taxonomy places the organism in Eukaryota, Metazoa, Mollusca, Gastropoda, Neomphalida, Peltospiridae.